This is a messenger RNA of Lathyrus sativus (Indian pea), 3633 nucleotides long. The record is from the annotation of a GenBank genome assembly. NCBI's taxonomy places the organism in Eukaryota, Viridiplantae, Streptophyta, Magnoliopsida, Fabales, Fabaceae.
AUGUUCACUGAAGGUCUUGACGAAACCGCUAUCCAAUGGAUCAAUCGGGGAUCAGAAGUACGAGUUGAAGAUCUUGACCAUCCAAGCAUACGCGCUCCUUUAGCUGACAAGUUAAUACUUCCAAGGUCAUCUCUUUCGGCCACUGUUUCCAAUAAUCUCACUCCAAAGUCUCCUUCUUUGCCUCCUUUGAAGUUUCAUUCGUCUUUGCUACCAACCCGUAACCUCCCCUUCGGAUUUAGUGAUCGCCAUGUAAGUGAUGAUGAUGAAAGUGUGGCAUCAUUGUCGUGUCCGACUGUUGAGAGUGAUGAUGAUUAUGAUGAUGAUGAAGAAAGAGUUAUUGAUUCUUUGAACACUCCGAUUGAGCAGUGUUAUGAUGAGGAUCGAUUGUUUGGAUUUGGUAGUGGAACCAAGCUUAAAUCUUUAAAACCCAGUGGAAUUUUGAGGAGGGGUUUGGUUAAUGAAAAUAUAACUAUUCAAGUUCCAAAUAGUGUUAGUGCUAGAAGAUUUACUGAUGGAGAAUUGGGUUUCAAUAAAUGUGUUCAAAAGCAAAUGACUCCAUGUGGAAGUGGAAGUGGAAGUGGAAGUGGAAGUGGAAGUGGAAGUGGAAGUGUAAGUGGAAGUAGAGGUGGAAGUGGAAUUGGAACAGGAGGAGGAAGUGUUCGGUUUCGGACUAUGAGUAAUUUGAAUGAUCUGGUUGAUUUGGCUACUCCGAGUGCUCCUCCUAUUUUCAAUGGUGAAGUUGAUCUUCCUUAUUCAGAAGGCUCUGUGACUAAUGAAGUGGAUGAAACGACUCAGCCGCAUAGGUCUUGGACUUCCAGAGAUUCUGUGAAUUGUGAUGAUGGAGGAAGAAGUGAGUGUUCAAUUGAACAAAAAUAUAGUAAUGUUGCUGAAAGACAGGAGACAACUUCUACAGGAGACAUAGAAAGGCAGCCUCUUCCACACUUACAAUAUCUCAACAACAGCAGUUGCAAUAGUCAACAUGCCUGGCAAACCCUUAUCACUUAUGACGCCUGCAUUCGUCUAUGCCUGCAAGCAUGGGCAAGAGGCUGUGCCGAGGCCCCGGAGUUUCUUAAAGAUGAGUGUAUGGCUCUUCGAAGUGCCUUUGGAUUGCAUGAGUUUUUGUUGCAACCUCGAGGUAUAAAGCCAACUGAAGGAUGUACAAGGAAUUCAGAACAAACAGUACCUCUCAAGACUAAGAAGGUUGUAGGGAAAAUAAGAGUGGAAGUAAAGAAACUUCGUAUUAUACAAAGACGAAAACUAAAGGGCACAUUUUCAAACCGAGGAUCAAUGUAUAAGCAAGCUGGAAUGGAUUAUGUCCGGCAAGUUUCAUCCCUUGUGAAAAGCGGUAUUAAUUCUGUGAAGUCAUCAUCAUCAUUCUCAGUGACAACAGAAGAGCCAAUGUAUUGUUUGAUCCAACUCAAGAGUGCAACAGAAGAAAAUGCAUCAGAGUCGUGUUCUGCAAUUUUUCUUCGCCCUGGAAGUGGAGAUUAUCAUGAUUUUUUACCCUUGAGUCAAGGGGAUGCCUUACUCUUAGAAGUCCAAGAUUCUAAGAAGGCAAUCUAUGGUGAAGCAAGAAUUCCAAUUUCAUACCUCAAUGACAAUCCUAGUGACAAAAUUCGGUGGUGGCCAAUAAAUCACGAUGACAAUGAAUGUGUUGGCAAGAUCCAGCUCUCCAUUGGAAGUACAAUGACAAGUGAUGACAACAAUCAUAUAAAGAGUGGCCCUGUCGUGGAAACUCAAGCUUAUGAUAUAUUGUUGGAAGGUGCGAUGCAUGCACAGCGUUUCCACUCCCGAAACUUGCGGCUUAAUGGGCCGUGGAAAUGGUUGUUAGAUGCAUUUGCGGACUAUUAUGGAGUUUCUAAUUCAUAUUCUAAAUUGAGAUAUCUAUCACAGGUGAUGAAUCUUGCAACUCCAACCAAGGACUGCCUAGAGCUUGUUAAAGAGUUGCUUGAUCCCUUAAUGAAGGCCAGAAGUGAGAGGAGUCUGACCAGGCAAGAGAGAAGUAUACUUUUGGAUUGUGAAACUCAAAUUGAAAGACUACUAGCGACUGUUUUUGAGAAUUACAAAUCUCUCGAUGAAAACUUGCCAACGGGUCUAACCGAUCAUUUUGGUCCAGCAUCUGACUCUGCAGCACCAGCUCUACAUCCUGCUUUACAGGUCUUCAGUAGUCUUCAUGAUAUACUAUCUCCAGAUGCUCAAACUAUUCUACAGAACUAUUUGCAGACCGCAGCAAGAAAAAGGUGUAGAAAACACAUGAUGGAGACCGAUGAAUUUAUGUCGGGUGCUUCUGAAAGUUACCAAUUGGACACCAUUACUAUCUCAACGGCAUACCUGAAAAUGAAAAAUCUGUGUAUUUCUAUAAGGAAUGAAAUUCAGGCAGACAUAAAGAUCAACAGUCAUAAUACAAUCCACGGUCAACAUAUUUUUCCCAGUUCAAUUGACCUGGCAAAGAUCACAGCAGCCAUAUACAGCACAGUACUUUGUAAAAGGCUAAGAACUUUCCUGUCUGCAUGGCCACCAUCAAGUCCACAGGCACAUGUGAAUGAGCUUCUGGUGGCAACUGCUGACUUUGAACGAGAUCUCGAGUCAUGGAAUAUAAGUUCUGUGCAGGGAGGUGUAGACUCCAGAAAUCUGUUCCACAACUACAUCAUGGUAUGGAUACAGGAUAUGCAACUUAAUUUGCUCGAUCUUUGUAAAGCAGAAAAGGUUCCAUGGGCUGGAGUAACAACAAACCAUUCCACCUCCCCAUUUGCCGAGAAAAUGUAUGAAGACAUUAAAGACAACCUAAUCCAAUAUGAAGUAGUAAUCAAUAGAUGGCCUCAAUACUCAUUGUAUUUGGAAAAUGCUGUUGCAAAUAUUGAAAGGGCAAUUGUGAAAUCACUUGAAAAACAAUAUAGCGACAUCUUAACUCCUUUGAAAGAUAGCAUACCAAAGAGACUUCACUUGCAAGUUCAAAAGCUAGCAAGAAGACAAUCGGCUACUGUUCAAUUGGUUCCUAACCAAUUAGGAAUAUUCUUGAACACCAUCAAGCGGAUUCUUGAUGUCCUUCAUUGUAGAGUGGAAGACAUCCUAAAUUCAUGGGCAUCCUGUCUACCUGUCAUGGGAGACAAGAAGUUGUUUGGAGAGCAAAUGAAUGGAAUAACCGUCCUAUUGCGAACCAGAUACAAAACUUAUUUGCAAGCAAUAAUAGGGAAUAUUGUCAACAAUGUUCAAGGUAAUAAGAGCACGCGUCUGAAAAAGAUACUUGAGGAAACAAGAGAAGCAGAUGGAGAAGCAGACGUUCGUGAAAGAAUGCAGUUGUUGAAUUCACAGCUCAUUGACUUCAUCUCCAACCUUCACGAGGUCUUUACCAGCCAAAUUUUCAUAGCAACAUGCCGUGGAUUAUGGGAUAGAAUGGGACAGAUUAUUUUGAAAUUUCUAGAAGGGAGGAAAGAAAAUAGAAUAUGGUACAACGGAUCUUGCUACGCUCUUGGGAUAUUGGAUGACACAUUUGCUUCCCAGAUGCAAAGGUUAAGAGGAAAUGCAUUGCAAGAGAAAGAUAUUGAGCCUCCUCGCUCGGUGAUUGAAGCCAGGUCAAUUCUGUGUAAAGACACAACUAAUGCAACUGAUCAAUCUUCUUACUUCUAUAUAUAG